AUGUAUAAAUUCGAUUUUUUUAAAAAUAUUUUAAAUCUAAAUAGUAAAUUAUUCAUUCAACUUUUUAUUCUUUUUUGUUGUACAAAUGUGAUUAAAAGUCAUAAAAUAGUUAGAAGCUCACUUGAUGCGAAUUGGACACAAACAUCGUUUUUAGCUGAAACUGGGUAUUUUUUUAAUAAAUUAUUUGGAAAAGUUUAUAUAUUUUUAAGUGAAUUUGUUGCAAAUACAAUUUCUAACGGGAAUUUGUUUUGGAAUUUUGUGGAGGAAUGUUUGGAUGAAAAAUAUUUAAAUAUGGAAUUAAAUAAUUAUCAACAAGAAUUUAAUUUGGCACUUAAAAUUGCUGAAAAUCUUUUGCCUGAUGGGCAGUCUGGAAUUUCUCUUCUUCGGUUAUCUUUGUCGUUAAGGCUUUAUUCUGCGCGUAUUCAAUUACAUAGACAAAUUGCUAAUGGUCUCUUACCAAAAUUAAAAGAAAAAGAAUGUUCAGAUGACAGCCCCUUUUAUGAAAUACAUGGAAUUGUUAGUUGUAAAUAUUCGGAAAUUGAUAAAUUACUUGAAAAGGCAAAUGAAAGAGAAUCCAGCCCAAUCUAUGCUAUUGAUCAUAUUUAUCCAAUUAAUUUACCUGAAGCAAAUACUUCUCUUAUUGUUUUGUAUGCUAAUAUUGCUCGACCAAAACUUUUCCAUCAAUUUCAUAAAGAAUUUGUUAAAAUGUCUAAUAAAGGAUUAAUUAAAUAUGUUUUUAGACAUUUUGAUAAAAAGGCUAUUUCAACCCCUCUGGUUUCUUUAUCUGGUUAUGGAGUUGAGUUGGCUGUUAAAAGUACUGAAUAUAAAGCUUUAGAUGAUUUGGCUUUGGUAAAUAAUGAAAAAGAAAAUAAUGGAGAACAAUCUGAUUUAAAUGAUUUAGAAAUUUUAACGCCUUUGGAGAAGGACGAACUUGAAGAUAUUGGAUUUCAGGCAGCCCAACAUAUAAUGAAUAAUUCGCCUGAAAAUGUUAUUUCUUCACUUAUAGAUUUAUCGCAAAAUUUCCCUUAUAAAUCAAGAUCGUUAACAAAAAUCAAAGUCAGUCAAUCAUUUCGUGAAGAAAUUUUAUUUAACCAACAUCAUUGGAAUAAAGAAUUAGAACUUUCUGAAGGAGAAUCUGCUCUGUGGAUAAAUGGAAUUAAUAUUGGACAUGAUCUUGAUUCUAUCGAUUUAUUUCAUCUUUUUGAAACAUUGAGACAAGAACACUUACUUGCUAAUUAUUUUAAACAAAUUGGAUAUAAACGUGAAUAUUUAAAUAUUUUACAAACAAUUGAUUUGUCAGAAGAUAAGUCAAAUACUUGGGCUUUGGAUUUUAGAGAUGGUGAUCCUCAUUGGAUAAAUAAUCUAGACAAAGAUCAACAAUAUUCUGAUUGGGGCAAUAGUGUUCGGUUACUUCUUCAACCAUAUUUCCCAGGAAUGAUUCGACCAAUUGCUCGAAAUUUAUUUUCUCUGGUUUGUAUUUUAAAUCCUUCUUUGCCUUCUUCUCGUGAUAUAUUAAAAACAACAUUUUCUCUUUACAUGCACCAAGUUCCUUUAAGAAUUGGUUUUAUUUUUGUUAUUGACGAUACACCUUCAUUAGAUGGAAAAUCAAAUGUUGAAGUUGCUAUUUAUAAUAUUUUUGAAUUUAUAAAAGAAAAAAAAGGAAUAUUAAAAGCAGUUCAUUUUAUUUUGAAGAUUCACGAAGAAUUGUCAUCGCCAAUUGAAGUUUCUGAAGUCCACAAAUUUUUUAAAGUACAUUUUCAAGAUUCUGAUUUUGACAAAAUUUUUGGUCUUAAUUCUGAUUACAGCAAAAAUCUUUCAACUGGAAUUAAUUUUUAUCGACGUAGUGGACUUAAAAAAUUGCCAACAGUUUUAGUUAAUGGAAUUCCAUUAGAUAAUUCAGCAUUAGAAUCUUCUGAUAGAAUUGAGGAUGGAAUACUUUUUUCAAUUAUGAGACAAACAAGUUCUUUGCAACGAGCAGUUAUGGAUGGAAGUUUAACAGAUAAAGAAAAUAUUUUAAAUUGGGUUAUGUCAAGACCAGAUGUUUUACCUAGAUUAAAUCCCAGAUUAAUUGGAAAUAAUGAUGAAGAUAAUAAUGAAAGGAAGACAUUACAACCAUUUAUUUUUACUUCAAAUGAUGUUUCGUGUGAUGAUUAUACUUUACUUGAAAAAAUGAGCUCUCAAAAUCGAUUCAAUUGUCUGAUAAAAGAAAGGUUUUAUUUGGUUCGUUCUGAUGAAAUGCUUGAUGAAUCAAUUCAUUGGUUUACUGUUUGGUUAGUCGCAGAUCUAAAUUCAGUUAAAGGACAGCAAUUAUUACGUGAUGCAUUAAAAGCACUUAAGAAAAGCAAUUAUAUGCGGUUAACUUUAAUUUACAAUGGACCUGAAAUUAAAAAGAAUUCUUGGACAAUUGCACACAUUUGUGAAGCAAUAUUGACACGUCUUUCUUCUGCGGCAGCAAAAAGAGCAUUAAAUAAAUUACUUGGAUUAGAAGAAAUUGAGAAGAUUAGUAAAGAAAUAUUUAAUGAAGAAUCUGUUGAAAAUUUAUUAAAAGAAAUUGGUGGACAUGGAAUUAAUAUAGACCCUAUUUUGGCUGAAUUAAAGAAUGGGAAUGUUGAAAAAAGAUUAACCCUUCAAUCUGCAUUUGCUUUUAAUGAUUUGAAUUUAAUUGAAGGACAAUUAGCUGUUAUUAUUAAUUCAAAUGUUUAUGGACCUUUUGAUAAUGAUGAGAAUUUUGGAUUUGAUGAUUUUGCGUUGGCUGAACGUUUAGCUGAAAGAAAGGGUAUCAAAAAAGUUGCUGAAAUGGUUAAAGGAUGGAAGAAGAAUGACAAGAAGGUCAAAAAUCCUUCUGAUACUUUGUUACAAAUUAUUUCUUUUGUUGAAAAUUUUGCUAUACAAAAACGUCGCCAUUCUAUCGAUGUUGGAAUGGAAUUUGAAAGUGUUUUGAAUUUAUUGGCAAAAGAUGAUGACCGCCCGAUAUUCCAAAUUGUUGCAAUUGUUAAUCCAAUUUCUCGUGUGGCUCAAAAAUUGAUUCCAAUUCUUCAAAUAUUACUUAAAGUUUUAAAUGUUGAUUUAACUUUAGCUUUGAAUCCAAAAUCUAAAAUUACUGAACUCCCCUUAAAACGGUAA
Molecule: messenger RNA, 3123 nt
Organism: Meloidogyne enterolobii
Lineage: Eukaryota; Metazoa; Nematoda; Chromadorea; Rhabditida; Meloidogynidae
Source: the annotation of a GenBank genome assembly